AUGGUGUACCACUGCAGGUGCUGCCAAAUUUAAAACCCCAUCUCCAUCUCUCAAUUUCCUUUUAAAAUAUCCCACAAUAAAUUUCUUGCAGACUAUCUGCAUUACUGCCUGCUCAUUUCUUUACACUGGGGUCAGAAUUCAUUGGCUGAAUCUCCAUUCCAUGUUAGUAACUGGAGCAAUCACACGUUGGACGAUUUUAUCUUGACCUGUUCUUGUUUGUUUUUUUUCGAUUUUUCAAUGCGAAGUUAUAUAUAUCGUGUUGAAUCCAAAGACGUAUGUAAAAGUGGGUAAGUAGGUAGAGACUUGUUGGAAUCCAUCCAAAUUCAUCUAUACGACUACGAUCAUCUCCAUAUUUCGCAAUUAGGGGAUUAAGAAGUGGAUCGAUAACGAUACUUGUGUACAAAACAGAUUUGUUUUGAUCAAUCAAUCACCAUCUUCGUUGAUUUCUGCUGAUUCUGCUGCUUUUUCAACUGUGCGUGUUCUUGGUGUUUGUGUGUGUGUGUGAGAGAGAGAGAGAUGGGAGUAUGUGGAUCGAAGGCAAAAGGAUGCGUGGGUGUUGGAUUAGGUCAUAAGAAACGUGGAGAUGUUGCAGAUGGUGAAACAACACCAAAAUUACAAGCAAGAACACAUGGAAGGAGACGAAGAAGACGACUUGGUAGGAAAUCGAAGACAGAUGCUACCAAUCGGUUUUCAUCCAGGAACAAAGUCGAUCCUUCUGCAGUCACAUCUAAUUCCAUGGAUCGUCGUUCUUAUCGUAAUCCUACAUUUCAAGGGAAUUCAGAAUCUUGGUAUGAUACUACGAUUGGGAUUGAUUCCGAUGGGGAUGAAGAUUUCUACAGCACUCAAGAUGACAUUAUAUCUCAGAAUGGGUCCAUUAGUGCAUCCGUGACUCCAAGAUUUUCCGAUCAUGUCAACAAUGCUACCUUCUCUGCCUCUGAUUCACUAAUAAAACCGAGCGAAGUACCACCAUCUUCCAUAGAUGGAGCCUCUGUAGUAUACGAUAAUGGAUCUCAAAAUUUUGGUAUUCUGCAAAAUAAUUGCCUCCCUUGUCUUAAUUGCACCACCUCCACAGAUGUAAAGAGUAAAUCGCCAUGCUCAAGCCCUCCAAGUGCAAAGAAGAAAGUUACUUCCAUGCUUUCCUUUAAAUGGAGGGAAGGGCAAUCCAAUCUUUCCGUAUUCUCCCCAAAGGCCGUUCUUCAAAGACCAACUGCGGGAUCUCAGGUUCCAUGUUGUCCCAUUGAGAAGAAACUGUCAGAUUCUUGGUCACCGCUUGAGCCAAGUACUUUUAAGGUCCGGGGGCAUAAUUAUUUAAGAGAUAAAAAGAAAGAAAGUGCUCCAAAUCAAGCCGCUUUCUAUCCCAUUGGUGUUGAUGUAUUCUUGUCUCCACGAAAAAUCGAUCAUAUUGCACGUCUUCUUGAACUUCCAACUAUCGAAUCAUCGGGAAAAAUCCCUUCUUUACUCGUCGUAAAUCUUCAGAUACCGCUCUAUCCCCCUGCACUGUUUCAACAUGAAUACGAUGGAGAAGGAAUGAGUUUUGUUUUUUACUUCAAGCUGUCGGAAAACUAUGAGGAACUCCCGCUCCAUUUUCAAGAAAAUAUCAGGAAAAUGAUUGAUGAUGAGGUGGAAAGAGUUCGGGGUUUUCCGGUAGAUACAAUUGCGCCAUGCAGGGAACGAUUAAAGAUUUUGGGCCGAAUCACGAACUUGGAGGAUCUUCAUUUAAGUGCGGCAGAGAGGAAGCUUAUGAAUGCUUACAACGAGAAGCCGGUCCUGUCUCGACCCCAACAUGAGUUUUAUCUGGGAGAAAACUACUUUGAAAUUGAUUUGGACAUGCACAGAUUCAGUUACAUCUCGAGAAAAGGUUUUGGAGCAUUUCAAGAACGAUUGAAGCACUGUAACCUCGAUUUCGGACUCACCAUCCAGGGAACAAAGGGUGAAGAACUGCCAGAAUGUAUUUUAUGCUGUCUCCAUUUGAAAGAAAUUGAUUACAAUAAUUACAGUCUCCUUGGACUCUAAUUCUCAUUAUUUUUCCUUUUUCAUGAAAUACAAUAUUAUUGAAAUAAAUUGCUAAAUAGAGAAAUGAAUGAAUGAUAUCAAGAGUGAGUGUACAGAGAUUUUGGAAUGCAGUCGAUCACAAUAAUAUAAAUGAUGUUCACUCUUGUUUCUU
This is a messenger RNA of Cynara cardunculus var. scolymus (artichoke), 2164 nucleotides long. RefSeq lists its product as uncharacterized. The record is from RefSeq and is a predicted model, not a curated record. NCBI's taxonomy places the organism in Eukaryota, Viridiplantae, Streptophyta, Magnoliopsida, Asterales, Asteraceae. Bases 517 to 2013 code for a protein of 498 amino acids. The transcript has 9 exons.